AUGGUGGCAAAGUUGGGUUUGAAAGUUCAGAAACAUCCAAAGCCAUACCGGUUGCAGUGGCUUAAUGAAGAAGGAGAAAUGAGAGUCUCAACUCAGGUUCUGAUUCCCAUAGCCAUUGGUAAAUACGAAGAUGAGGUUCUAUGUGAUAUACUACCUAUGGAGGCAAGCCACAUUCUUCUUGGACGACCUUGGCAAUCAGACAGGCGUGUGAUGCAUGAUGGUUAUACUAACAAGCACACCUUUGAGCAUAAUGGCAAGAAAACCGUGCUGGUGCCUCUAACUCCCAAAGAGGUUCAUGAAGAUCAACUUCAACUUCAGAAAAAGAAGAAGAUCGAUCUCAAGCCUGAUCAAAGCAAGCAACACAAUCUCUAUGCCAAAACAGGGGAGAUCAAAAGAAUUCUCUACUCUCAAAAUUCUUUUGUUUUACUCAGGUUUAAAGAAAACCUUCUAACUGUUGCUAAUAAAACACCGGAUUAUCCGAGUGAACUAUCUUCUCUUUUGCAGGAAUACAAAGAUAUCUUUCCAGAAGACAAUCCAAUUGGGUUACCUCCAAUUUGUGGGAUUGAGCAUCAAAUAGAUUUUGUUCCUGGAGCUACACUUCCAAACCGGCCAUCUUACAGGACCAACCCUGUUGAAACUAAAGAGCUACAAAAGCAAGUGGAGGAGCUUAUGGAAAAGGGACAUAUCAGAGAAAGCAUGAGUCCUUGUGCCGUUCCAGUGCUUCUUGUGCCAAAAAAAGAUGAUGGUGUUAAAGUGGAUCAAGAAAAGAUCAAAGCGAUCCAAGAAUGGCCAAGUCCAACCACCGUGAGUGAA
This is a messenger RNA of Raphanus sativus (radish), 813 nucleotides long. RefSeq lists its product as uncharacterized. The transcript is spliced from 2 exons. NCBI's taxonomy places the organism in Eukaryota, Viridiplantae, Streptophyta, Magnoliopsida, Brassicales, Brassicaceae. The annotation marks the transcript as partial. The record is from RefSeq and is a predicted model, not a curated record.